AUGGAGUCUGGAGCAUCGUCAGGCACCCAAAUUGGCACCAUGCCGCUAACAUUUACGAGCUAUCUUGGCGACGCGCUCAUUCACUUCUCUUUUCCUCUUUUACUGUACGCAACUGGCAUGUUAUCUCCUCUUGAACUUCUCGGUCCCUUGGCCAACUACGUCUUCCUGCGCUAUGUUGGUUGCGAUAAGGAGAAUGAGGAGAGCCAAGAGGCCCGAUAUCUGAGGGAAACCCCAAAGAAGAAGAUUGAUCUUGAUCGAUAUCGCCAGCAGAAAAACUCCUUCUGGCCCAACAGAAGUGCAGUUGCAAACAAAUGGACAUGGACCGUUAUUGGGUGCGGGUUGGCUGGAGCUGUGCUGGAGAAGGCAAGUCGGUGGGCAAGGUGA
Molecule: messenger RNA, 384 nt
Organism: Colletotrichum gloeosporioides
Lineage: Eukaryota; Fungi; Ascomycota; Sordariomycetes; Glomerellales; Glomerellaceae
Exons: 2
Coding region: 1-384 (127 amino acids)
Source: RefSeq, a predicted model, not a curated record